AUGUCUAACGCGGGAAAACAUGCAGUGCCGGUGAAUGCACCAUUCCCUAGACAUCUAAUGAAGAAGAAUGAUGAACAACAAUUCAAGCGCUUUCUUGAGCCCCUGAGGAAAUUGCAUAUCAACAUUCCACUUAUAGAAGCCCUGGAGCAGAUACCAAGAAGAGUCAGCGAGACGGAAGUAAUCACACUAAUGCAGGAGUGCAAUGCAUUAGUAAGCAACAACCUACCCAAGAAACAAAAGAACCCUGGGAGCUUCACAGUUCCUUGGUCAAUAGGAGGAUUGGAUGUGGGUCAUGCGUUGUGCGAUUUGGAAGCCAACAUUAAUCUCAUGCCACUUUCAAUCUUUAAGAAACUGGGAAUUGGUGAAGUACAACCCACUUCUGUUACUCUCCAGCUCGCUGACAGAAUGAUUAAGUACCUUGAAGGAAAGAUUGAAGACGUUCUGGUAAAGGUUGAAAACUUCAUAUUCCUAGCGGACUUUAUUAUCUUGGACUAUGAAGCAGAUAGGGAAGUACCAAUUAUCCUUGGAUGCCCCUUCUUAGCUACUAGGGAAGUUUUAAUUGACAAGCAUAAAGGAGAACUAACUAUGCCCGUGGAUACUCAAGAGGUGAAAUUUAAUGUGUUAAACGCAUUAAAGUUCCUAGAAAAUGAAGAUUGUCAACUAAACAGUAUAGAGUUGCCUGAAGAACAGAUCCAUGUAUGUGAGGUCCUUGUGUUGGAGGAGAACCUGAAAGAACCAGAGCUGCCAAGUCUGAGUGAGCGGCAGACAAAACCAACAUGUCCAUCACUUGAGGAACCACCAGAACUCGAGUUGAAACCGUUACCUAGUCACAUGAAAUAUGCCUUUUUUUUUUUUUCAGGGAUGUUAAAAUCCAGGUGGUUAGGUCUCUUCAUCAUUAAAACAGUCUUUCCAUAUGGAGCAAUGGAAGUAACACGAGAAUAUGGCACCAACACAUUCAAGGUAAAUGGCCAAUGA
Messenger RNA from Benincasa hispida (wax gourd), 975 nucleotides. RefSeq lists its product as uncharacterized. The record is from RefSeq and is a predicted model, not a curated record. Lineage: Eukaryota; Viridiplantae; Streptophyta; Magnoliopsida; Cucurbitales; Cucurbitaceae.